UUUUUUUCUCUUCGUCAGACACUAGCUAGUCACUGCCUGCAGCAGUAAUCGGACAACUCUCGUUCUUGCUCGGAGUCUGUCUCUUGAGAUCUAGCACGGGGCUCCAUGACUUUUCACCCUUAAAAUGAAAAAGAAAAAAGUUGACUUUUAUCGCUAAUCUGCGUUUAAAACCAACUCUGAGAGAAGUUUAUUUUUUUUUUUAAACUACUUUAUUUGCUCUGGAACGGACAGACACUCAACAGAAGAUUGCAAAAAAGGGAGGAAUAAAAGAAAAAGUGCAAGGAUUCUACCAUCAUUGUAGUCUAUGGAAAUGCAGGAUCUGGCUAGUCCACACAGUCGAGUAAGUGGAAGCAGUGAGUCCCCAAACGGUCCCAACAUCGACAACUCACAUAUAAAUAACAAUUCCAUGACACCAAAUGGCACUGAAGGUGAUAACAUCACUAUGCUUACCACAGCUGACUGGUUGUUAAGUUCUAGUUCACAGUCUGCUGCAGUUAAAACAGAGCCAAUGAGCAGCAGUGAAAUCAACACCUCUGUAGCAGACGGCUCUCUAGACAGCUUCUCAGGAUCAGCCAUUGGAACCAGUGGCUUCAGCCCAAGACAAACUCACCAGUUCUCUCCCCAGAUUUACCCUUCCAACAGACCCUAUCCACACAUUCUUCCGACUCCUUCCGCCCAAAAUAUGGCCGCGUACGGACAGACGCAAUACACCACAGGAAUGCAGCAGGCUGCUGCCUAUGGCACGUACCCUCAGCCAGGACAGCCCUAUGCGAUUCCAGCCUAUGGUCCAUUGUGGGCAGGCAUCAAGACAGAGGGCGGACUGACCCAGGCUCAGUCUCCAGGCCAGAGUGGCUUCCUCAGCUACAGUUCCAGCUUCUCCACGCCUCAGACGGGACAAGCACCCUACAGUUACCAGAUGCAAGGAGGCAGUUUUACAACAACUUCAGGGCUGUACGCUGGAAGCAAUUCCCUCACAAACUCGACUGGAUUCAAUAGUACACAACAGGACUACCCCUCCUACCCAGCUUUUGGCCAGAGUCAGUAUGCGCAGUAUUACAACAGUAGCCCUUACACUUCUCCAUACAUGACCAGUAACAACACCAGCCCCACCACACCCUCCACCACUGCCACCUACACCUUACAGGAACCUCCAUCAGGGAUCACCAACCAGGCCCUCUCAGAGCAACCGGCAGGAGAGUACAGUACAAUCCACAGUCCAUCAACCCCCAUUAAAGAUUCAGAUUCAGAUCGAUUGCGUCGAGCUUCAGAUGGAAAGUCACGUGGCCGGGGAAGGAGGAAUAACAACCCCUCCCCACCUCCCGACUCUGACCUUGAGCGCGUGUUCAUUUGGGACUUGGAUGAAACAAUCAUCGUUUUCCAUUCCUUGCUCACGGGAUCUUACGCCAACAGAUUCGGAAGGGAUCCACCAACGUCAGUGUCAUUGGGACUAAGAAUGGAAGAGAUGAUCUUCAACUUGGCCGACACACAUUUCUUCUUCAACGACUUGGAGGAGUGCGAUCAGGUCCAUAUCGACGACGUGUCAUCAGACGACAAUGGGCAGGAUCUAAGUACAUAUAAUUUUAGCACAGACGGAUUCCAUGCUGCUGCCACUAGUGCCAACCUGUGUCUGGCCACCGGCGUACGAGGAGGUGUGGACUGGAUGAGAAAGCUGGCCUUCCGCUACAGACGAGUAAAAGAAAUUUACACCACCUAUAAAAAUAACGUCGGAGGUCUGCUUGGCCCGGCCAAAAGGGAAGCCUGGUUGCAAUUGCGAGCAGAAAUUGAAGCCCUGACUGACUCCUGGUUAACACUGGCUCUGAAAGCACUAACAUUAAUCCACUCAAGAUCAAACUGUGUGAACAUCUUAGUCACCACAACACAGCUCAUACCAGCCCUCGCCAAGGUCCUACUGUACGGACUGGGAGUAGUAUUUCCAAUUGAAAAUAUUUAUAGCGCCACGAAAAUAGGAAAAGAGAGCUGCUUUGAGAGAGUAAUCCAGAGGUUCGGGAGGAAAGUUGUUUAUGUGGUGGUGGGGGAUGGCGUGGAGGAGGAGCAAGGUUCGAAAAAGCACAACAUGCCUUUCUGGAGGAUCUCUAGUCACUCUGACCUCAUGGCCCUGCAUCAUGCUCUGGACCUGGAGUACUUGUAGCACUGUGACGGCCCUAUCGCUCUGUCCCAGGCCGUGCGGGGGCCCUGCAGACCCACACCCUGCGUCGCCCAAGCGUCUGCGUUCCUACAGCACCAGACCAAAAACAAAACCAUUCACAUACAUAACGUAGAGAGAGAGAGCGACAUGCUCAGCGUGUUGACACAUGGCCGCAAUUCGUCUUAACCCUAAACCUUUUUCGAAGUGGAGGAGAGUGAAUUUAUGGCAUUGCAGCUGCUGGCCCUGGUUAACUGUGAAUUGGCUUUUUUUCCGAAGCCAUCAAAAAGUUUUACAGCCCUGUGUAUGCAGGGGACUCGGCAAGGGUUCACACCUGUGACAAAAACUGAGCUACCGAUGCCUUUGGAACUCAGCAGGACUCCGAUCCCACUGCGACUUGGUGUAAUGUUUUGUCUCUUUAUGUCUCCACCGAUGGUACAAAGACAGUCGAGCACAAGCCCUAUGUUUUCCUUAUUUCGCCCUGGAUGUCCUACACUUCUUAUUUAUAAUCUUUGAGAGACUUUGCGGAGUGGCACCGACCCUGAAAAAGAGACUUGUGCCUUUUUGCAUUACAAAGUACUUUAAUUCCCCUACACCAAGAAGUUUACGGAGGAAAAAAAUGGAUUUUCUAAAUAAUUUAAAGAAAAAAUUUAACGAAACGUUAUUUACAUUGCAGAGACAAUCGUGUACAGCCAUUUUGGUGUGUGUGUGUGUGAGUGUGUAAAUUUGUAAUCACUGGACUAUUCCUUCCUAUAUUGAUUAAGGUACAUGCUGUGGAAAGCCGUUUCAUGGAAGUACGUACGUAAAGGCGUUGACGCAGUAGCUCGUGCAAAGCCUGAAAGUGUUGACGUGUUCGAGGUUUCAUUCAAUAAAUAAAUGUAGAUAAGGA
Molecule: messenger RNA, 3032 nt
Organism: Carassius carassius (crucian carp)
Lineage: Eukaryota; Metazoa; Chordata; Actinopteri; Cypriniformes; Cyprinidae
Product: eyes absent homolog 1-like
Exons: 18
Coding region: 305-2149 (614 amino acids)
Biological process (GO): cell differentiation; negative regulation of extrinsic apoptotic signaling pathway in absence of ligand; multicellular organism development
Cellular component (GO): nucleus
Molecular function (GO): protein tyrosine phosphatase activity
Source: RefSeq, a predicted model, not a curated record